AUGGACUCAACACCUGUUGCUCUCAUCACAGCUGGGAGUGCUGGCUUAGGCGCCGUAGCUGCCCGUGUGUUCGUUAGGAACGGAUUCAACGUGGUUAUCAACUACAGUAGCAAUGUUGAAAGAGCGCAAAAGCUGGUCGAAGAGCUCAAGAUGUUGAAAGGCUCCAAUGCGGUUGCCAUUCAGGCGGAUUUGGGGGACCGCGACGCAAUCUUGAAACUCGUUGAUGAAACUAUCCAAACAAUGGGUCGACUGGACGUUGUAUUUUCGAAUGGUGGAUGGACAUGUUAUCGAGGUAUCUCGAGCUUGGACGACAACCUUGUAGAGGAUGACUGGGACAGGUGCUUCAACAUGAAUGUUAAGUCACAUGUUUGGCUCAUGCAUGCCGCCAAAAAGCAUUUGGACGAGACGGAGGGUGCAUUCAUUACCACGGCAUCUAUAGCUGGUAUUGGUGCUAGUGGAAGCUCCUUGGCAUACGCUGUAACAAAAGCCGCUCAGAUCCACCUAGCCAAGGUGCUUGCGGUCAUCGCGGCCCCAAAGAUUCGAGUUAAUUCCGUGUCACCAGGUCUACUCCUCACAGAUUGGGCUUCACAGUUCCCAGACGAGAUCAAAGAUGCGCAUAUUCAACAGACCAAAAUCAAGAGAGCUGUCACGGUUGAGGACGUGGCUGAGCAAGUAUAUGCGCUUGCGAAGAGCAGAAGCAUAACGGGCGUCAAUGUUGUGGUUGAUGGGGGCCAUUCCUUGUAG
Molecule: messenger RNA, 744 nt
Organism: Colletotrichum graminicola M1.001
Lineage: Eukaryota; Fungi; Ascomycota; Sordariomycetes; Glomerellales; Glomerellaceae
Product: short chain dehydrogenase
Exons: 5
Coding region: 1-744 (247 amino acids)
Source: RefSeq, a predicted model, not a curated record